UCCAUGUCAUUCGGCGCGUGGUUAGAGGUUAUUUCGUUAUUUGUUUCUGUUCUGAAUUUAUGAAAAGAAAUUAUUUCUAACGCACUUUUACAAACAAAAUAUAAAAAUGGCUGAUAUAAAUAUCGACACUGAUAAUUUCGAACCGAAAAAAGCAGCGAAACGGACAGCACCUGCAGAAGAUGUAAUGGAAGUCGAAGAGCACAAUGGAAUUGCAGGCAAAACCAAAGGCAGGACACCAAAAUCAAAGAGGCAGAAAACAAAGUCAUUUUCCGAAAGCAAAGAUGAUAUGAGAAAAAUUAGUGUUCCAGCUCACAGGUAUUCUCCCUUGAAGGAAAACUGGUUGAAAAUAUUCACUCCGAUUGUUGAGCACCUGCAGCUCCAAAUAAGGUUCAACUUGAAGACUAGAAAUGUUGAAAUCAAAACAUGUGAAGCUACCAAAGAUAUUGGAAAUCUUCAGAAAGCUGCAGAUUUCGUGAAGGCAUUUAUAUAUGGAUUCGAGGUAGAAGAUGCUUUGGCUCUGCUUCGUUUAGAUGACUUAUUUGUAGAAACAUUCGAGAUCAAGGAUGUGAAGACCUUAAAAGGUGAUCAUCAGUCAAGAGCAAUUGGAAGAUUAGCUGGAAAAGGUGGGAGGACGAAAUUCACCAUCGAAAAUGUAACAAAAACAAGAAUAGUUCUUGCAGACAGCAAAAUACACAUUUUAGGAAGUUAUCAAAACAUAGCACUGGCUAGGAGAGCUAUUUGUAACUUAAUUUUGGGUUCCCCUCCAUCAAAAGUGUAUGGACAAUUGCGCAAUGUAGCAUCUAAGGUUUCAGAAAGAAUGUAAAAUAUAUUUGAUAAAACAUAUCACA
Molecule: messenger RNA, 848 nt
Organism: Acanthoscelides obtectus
Lineage: Eukaryota; Metazoa; Arthropoda; Insecta; Coleoptera; Chrysomelidae
Source: the annotation of a GenBank genome assembly